AUGGAAAUUUUUCAAGAUGUGGGAAACAAAAUUGAACCACGACGACUUCCUCCUACUAAGUUCAAAUCAUAUAUUUACCCUUUUGGUGUAAAUGAAAACUUAACAACUCCAACAUUGACUAUUAAAUCUAUAAGAAAACUUAUGGAUUAUGAACAUAAAUUGGUUAAUUAUGAAGAAAAUUCACCAUAUGAAGUAGAAAUAGGAGAGGAAAUUGAGUAUGGAAAUGGCGUUUCUCAUUUAAUUUGGUUUUACGCUAACGCAGACUAUGAAGAUAAAAGACCUGCUACGUGGAUCCCAAAUACUCCUGUAGUAUAUUACUUCCUUAGCAAUUUAGAAAAAAAAAUUAAAAUACCUUUACUAAAUAAAGUGUUGGUAAAUGAUCACGAAACUUAUUCAGUAAAAGGUACUAAAGACGUUUUGCAAACUAUCAAAAAUGAAAAAUCUAAUCCAGACUCGGUGGGAAAAGCACAAAGAAUCGAAAAUGAUUCAUCCUCUCAUGCUACCUCUCAUGCUACC
This is a messenger RNA of Dentiscutata heterogama, 516 nucleotides long. NCBI's taxonomy places the organism in Eukaryota, Fungi, Glomeromycota, Glomeromycetes, Diversisporales, Gigasporaceae. The record is from the annotation of a GenBank genome assembly.